Molecule: messenger RNA, 1356 nt
Organism: Eutrema salsugineum
Lineage: Eukaryota; Viridiplantae; Streptophyta; Magnoliopsida; Brassicales; Brassicaceae
Product: F-box/LRR-repeat protein 13
Molecular function (GO): protein binding
Source: RefSeq, a predicted model, not a curated record
AUGGAUGAAGACGGAGAGAAACGAGUCCGUGCGAAACGAUCGGUUGAAUUUGAUUGGAUAAGCGAUUUGCCAGAUUGCUUGCUAUGUCAGGUACUCUUGAAACUUCCCACCAAGGACGUGGUUAAGACUAGUGUGUUAUCCAGUAGAUGGAGGAAUCUCUGGAGAUACGUCCCUGGAUUGGACUUGGGGGAUGUUGAUUUUCCCGAGUACAACACAUUCGUUGGUUUUGUAGAUAGCUUUCUGGAUCUAAACAGUGAAUCUUGCUUACAAAAGUUUAAGUUAAAAUACGAUUGCGAUGGGGAUCACGAGCCCGAACUUAAUCUCAUCACCCGGUGGAUCAACACUGUGGUCACGCGGAAAGUGAAACAUAUCGAUGUUUUGGAUGAUUCAUAUGGGAGCUGGGAUUCCCAGAUGACUCCUACACUUUACACCUGUGAGAGUUUGGUUUCUAUAAAGCUUUGUGGACUAACCUUGCCUAGCCCCAAGUUUGUUUCUUUACCUUCUCUUAGGGUUAUCCAUCUAACUAUAGCUAAGUUUGCUGACCAAUUGGCGUUAGAAACGCUCAUCUCAAGCUGCCCACUUCUCAAAACCUUGAUUAUUGAAAGGUGUUUUUGUGAUGAUAUACAAGUUUUGCGUGUGCGUUCUCAGUCUCUACUUAGCUUCACUCACGUUGCGGACAGCUCUGAUUAUUUGGUUGAAGAUUUAGUAGUUGCAGUUGAUGCUCCCAGGCUUGAGUUUCUGAAGCUCAGUGAUCAUCGAAUUGCGAGUUUCAUACUAAAUAACGUGGCUUCACUAGUAGAAGCCGAUAUCGAUACUGUGUUUAACUUGAUUUCCGAAAACAAGUUCGAUCCAAAUGAUCUACAGAAGAGGAAUAUGAUUCGCAAUUUUCUCGUCGGGAUCUCUAAGGUCAAAGAUAUGAUCAUUGCCUCGAGUACUCUUGAGGUCAUUUAUGAUUACUCAAGGUGUGAACCACUACCCUUAUUCCGUAACCUAUCCUUCUUGCGUGUCGAGUUCUACGGCUACAGGUGGAAAAUGUUGCCAAUCUUUCUUGAGAGCUGCCCAAAUCUAAAGUCUCUUGUCGUGGGAUCUACUCAAUAUCUGGAGAAGGAGGGAAUUAAUAUUUUGUCCGAACCUCGGUGUUUCUUAUCAUCUCUUGAGUAUGUUAAGAUAGAAAGGCCAUUGAAAGGGGAGGCGAUGGAGAUGGAACUAGUGAGUUACUUACUCGAGAAAUCAACAAUCCUCAAGAAACUAAGCUUAUGCUUGGAUGAUUCCAGAAAGAAAGAUGAAUCUGUCAUUCUCAAAGAACUACUUACUAUUCCAAGGCUCUCUAGCUCAUGCCAAGUUGUUUUUCUCUGA